GUUUAUUCCAAAUACUAGUGAAAUAAAAUGAUGAAAAAUGGUAAUGAAAACAACAGAAAUAGAACUAGCACUAUAUAGAUAAUAACUCUGGCAGUGAUGAAUACUGAACCGAUCCUGUGCAGGUGUUGUUACACGUGGUCUGCUACUGGGAGGAUGAUCAGCUGUCCAUCCUGUCUUCCUGUAGCGCUGUCUUAGGCGUCUCACAGUACGGACAUUGCAAUUUUUUGCCCUGGCCACAUCUGCAGUCCUCAUGCCUCCUUGCAGAAUGCCUAAGGCACGUUCACGCAGAUGAGCAGGACUGCAGGGUGGGAGAUGCAACAAUGGCCUUGAGAACAGCAGGAAGUGUGUUGGGGGUCUUUGUCUGGUCUGUAGCAGUGGUACUGGGUCAGGAUGGCUGGAGUGUUACAUACACCACUCAGAGUAUCUGUACCUUUAAGGGGUCAUCAGUGGAGCUGACCUGCUCUUACACAUAUCCCAGUGGCUAUACAAUCACAACAACCUUCUGGUUCAACAAAUAUGAUGCUGAGGAGAAUUAUGUGAGUCUGAAGGAUGACCCAGACUACAAAGGACGUGUGACGUACCGUGAGGAUGAAGAGAAUGGUCACAUCCUGACAAUCACAGACCUGAGAGAGAGUGACUCAGCUACAUACACAUUCAGAUUUACAGAUCAGACUGGGAAAUGGAGAUAUACUGGCAAACCUGGAGUCACUCUGUCUGUCACAGGUCUUCAGGUGAAGGUGACUGGUGGAUAUCAGGAUAAGACACUGACCUGUAGUACCACCUGUACUCUGACUGACAACCCCACCUACAUCUGGUACAAGAACGGACAACAUCUAGAUGAGAGCACCUCCCCCCAGUACAAAGACCCAGUCUCCAGUAACUAUGAAGACAGUUAUUCCUGUGCUGUAAAAGGCCAUGAGGACCUCCACUCUCCUGCAGUGUGUGUCCAGGGUCAGGACUGCAACAGAGUGACUUACACCAAGAGGACAAUCUGUGUCUUGAAGGGGUCAACAGUGGACAUAUCCUGUACUUAUGGCAGUGGUUAUGAUACUGUCACAUCAUCACUCUGGUUUAGUCCUAAACAGAGAUCUAGGUGGAGGGAUGAGUUGAUCCCUGAGGACCUAACCACAGACCCAGGGUAUGCAGGUCGUGUGGAGUAUGUUGGAGAGAAGGAGAGAGGUCGCUCCACUCUGAGAAUCACAGAUCUGAGAAUCACAGAUCUGAGAGAGGAGGACUCUGCUGAGUACAAGUUCAUAUUCAACACACAGACAUCAAGAUGGGGACACAGUUUCCCUGGAACAACUCUGACUGUCACAGACCUGCAGGUGAAGGUGACUCCUGCCACAGAGGCAGGGAAGAGGACACUGACCUGUAUCACCACCUGUACUCUGACUGACAACCCCACCUACAUCUGGUACAAGAACGAUACCAGGGUAAAGGAGGACACUUCCAGCCUGGACUCAGACUCCUUUAGUGAUGCAGACAGUUACUCCUGUGCUGUAAAAGGCUAUGAUAAUCUCUUCUCUCCUGCAGUGUGUAAGAAGUGUUGGAGUGUGACUUACACCCAUCAGAGUAUUUGUGCCUUGAAGGGGUCAACAGUGGACAUAUCCUGCUCUUACACAUAUCCCAGUUAUCAUGAGAUCAAACAAGCUUUCUGGUUUACUAAAUGGUCUGGUAUGGAGGCUGAAGAUCUGAGCUCAGUGCCAGGGUAUGAGGGUCAUAUAGAGUACCUUGGGGAUAAGGAGAGGGACUGUACUCUGAGAAUCACAGACCUGAGAUUGAGUGACUCUGCUGGGUACAGGUUCAGAUUCAUAACAUCUGGAGAAAAGUUUUCUGGCUCACCUGUCUCCCUGACUGUCACAGAUGUUGUGUUGGAGAUGGAUCCUACAUCUGUGUCAGAGGGGGAGAAUGUCACACUGAGAUGUAGAACCAAAUGUACACUGGUCCCCAACACAGCAUACAGUUGGUAUAAAAAUAGACAGUCUAUACCAAACAGCAACACCUCCUCUCCUGUCUUUAUCCUAUUCUCAGUCAGCAGUGAGGAUAUAGGCAGAUACUCCUGUGCUGUAGAAGGACAUGAGGAUCUCCCCUCUGCUGAAGAGACUCUCACUGUCAGAUAUGGACCAAAGGUCACCUCAGUAUCAGUCAGUCCCUCUGGUGACAUAGUGGAUGGCAGUUCAGUGACUCUGACCUGCAGCAGUGAUGCCAACCCACCUGUGGACAAAUACACCUGGUACAAGAAGAACGUAACCUCACCAAAAGCAUCAGGACAGAGUUACAGCAUCACUAACAUCAGCUCUGAGGACAGAGGAGAAUAUUACUGUGAGGCCCAGAAUGGAAGAGGAUCUAUGAACUCUACAGCUCUGAUGAUCAUUGUAGCAGGUAAAGUUACAUCUUCAAUACUUCAAUACAAAAUGAUGUUCAAUAAGAAAUGAUGUUUCAAGGUAAUCUUCUAUAUAAUAUUACUGUGAAGCUAGAAACAUUAAAGGAACAGAGACUUCCAUCCCUGUCCAUAUUAAUGUCAUGUCAGUGUUUCCCUGGGUUCCUGUGGUCUGGGUGGGGGAUGUCCUGACUGCUGGAGCUCUGCUCCUCACCAUCUACUGCACUCUGAAGAGGAGAUACACAGGAGGAAGUGAUGCCACAACAGACACACAGAGUGUCCAUCCUGACUGUAACAGUGACACUUACACAGGUCUGAAGAUGAGGACCAUGUCCCCUGACUAUGACUCUCUGGCAAGUGUCCAUUCUGACCCUAACAGUAACAAGUGCACAUCUCUGAAGAAGAAUACCAGGUCACCAGAGUGACAUCCAGGCAGUAGAGAGAUAGUGAACCACCACAGAGCCUGGACUGAAUAGAACCACCACAGAACCUGGACUGAAGAGAAGCACCACAGAACCUGGACUGAAGAGCUACGGUUCCAAUCCAAAGCCAGGCCUCACACCUCUAUUCUCUUGCAACCAUAUCUAGAUGGUUUUCCAGACCAGGAACUUUAGCUUUGAGUAAAUGCUGGAAUAUAUGUGUUAUUUUCUUAUUAUGAUGAUAAAUGGGAUGGGUUAUGCUUCUGCUUUUUUUCAAUGGGAUUCUCCCAUUUCCAUAUUUGUUUCUUGUGUCCCAAUCUGUUUCCUAUCUGUAGUUUAAGAUUACAUUUCUGAUCUGUUUCUAUGGGGUUUUGCCAUAUACAGAUGUUUUAUAACAUCAAUAGUACUACUUUCCUCAGUAACUAAUGUGGAUAAUAUUGAUAACAGCUUUCUAUAAUUUGUUCAGCUUUUGGGCCAAGUUUCUCCUGAUGUGUUUAAUGAUUUACUUUGUAUUGCUGUCAGACAUUAUUACUUAUUUUUAUGUUUUAUAUUACGUAAUCCUAUAUUGUUUUAUUUUAUUUUAAAAAAUGUAAUCAGUACAUUACAUACAUUUAAGCAUUUGCAGUUUUUUACAUGUUAUAUUAAUUAUAAUUGUAUAUUAAAAUUGUAUAUUAAAAA
This is a messenger RNA of Oncorhynchus nerka (sockeye salmon), 3477 nucleotides long. Its product is annotated as sialoadhesin-like. The record is from RefSeq and is a predicted model, not a curated record. Bases 321 to 2435 code for a protein of 704 amino acids. The transcript has 14 exons. Lineage: Eukaryota; Metazoa; Chordata; Actinopteri; Salmoniformes; Salmonidae.